UUCUAGCAGAAGUGCGUCCGUGCAAAGCGAGCUGUGAGUCACAGCAGCAGAGCCCCUGGUUCAGUGCUGCUUUGGUUAAUCAGUAACCAGAGCAGGAGCACCGGCUGGUCGGCCAGCUGGGUUAAAAUAAGGGAGUAGAGGAGUCAGGACCUCAUUCAGGACCUCCUGCUGAAGCAGAAACACAAGAAGGAACUCUUUCCAAAGGUAACCAUGAAGAUCCAGCAACCGUUGCAUCUAGCCCUCUUCUUACUCUGCUGCUUCCUCUCAGGAAGCACCGCUAACCGAGUCUACGUCCAUCCCUUCAGUCUCUUUGCAGCUGAAAAUGUCAGCUGUGAGACCCUGCAUCCCCUGAUACCCAAGCCUCACAGGACACUUCCAGUUGCACCCCUUGAUAUUGAAGUCCUGAUGCCAGACAGCAGGGACCCACUGAGAGUGGAUGCUCAGAAGCAGAACAUCACUGAGAGGACAGCAGUUCUGGCAGGGCUGUCGAACCUUCUGGGUCUGAGGAUGUACCUGGCUCUCAGCAGAAUGCAGCAAAGCAACAACACCCUCCUCUCUCCAUUCAGCAGCUUUGGAUCCCUAAUGACUUUCUACCUGGGAGCAUCCAAGACGACUGCAAGGAUGAUCCAGUUGUUCCUGGGCCUGAGUAGUGGUACCGACCCAGAGGACUGUGUAUCCCUAGUUGACGGACACAAGGUCCUCAAGACCCUCCAGAGUAUCAACUCCCUGGUAGACGACGGGCCCAAAGAUGAAAUCACAACCCAUGUGUGGACCUUCUCUCGCCAGGACGCUGAACUUUCUGAGGACUUUGUUCAAGGCACGCAGGACUUCUCUGAUUCAUCGUUCAUCCGUGGCAUUGAUUUCUCCAAACCUCAGGAGGCAGAGCAGGCGGUGAACAGCUUUGUGGAGAAGACAUCAGGCGGAAAGGUGGCCAGCAUAUUUAAUAAUCUGAACCCCAGCAACGACCUCCUGUUUCUCACUUCCUUCAAAUUCCAAGGAAAUUGGAGGACAGCCUUCCAACCAGAGAGGACGUCCAUGCAGGAAUUUCAUGUGGAUGAAACAACCACAGUAACGGCUCCAUUUAUGACCCACACAGGCCGGUACCAUUACCUGAAUGAUAAGGUUAAUCGUUGCACAGUUGUGAAGCUCUCCCUGAGCAGGCGGUCCCACAUGCUGAUCGUCCUGCCUCAUGAGGGGUCCAACCUGCAUAACAUCGAGUCUAAGCUGCUUACUGACGUCAUGUCUGACUGGUAUGAGAGGCUUCAUGAAGGCCUCUUGGAGCUCACACUCCCAAAGUUCUCCAUGUCUUCUGUGACUGAUAUGCAUGACCUACUGACCAACAUGGAUCCAAUAAUUGAGUCUAGCUUGUUGGGAUCUCAGGCCGAGUUCAGCCGACUCAGCAACAGCAAACCCUUCACUAUAGAUAAGGUGAUCAACAAGGUCAUGUUUGAGAUGUCAGAGGAUGGAGAACCUCAGGACAGGAUCCAGGAAGAAGGAAUCCCACUGGGACUGUCCAUCAACCGGCCGUUCUUCUUUUCUGUCUUUGAGGAAAAUUCAAAUGCCAUCCUCAUGCUGGGCAAGAUCAACAACCCUACUCUUUAAACAGUACCAAAAACCUCUGACAUAGAGCUUACCAGAUUGAUUUAUAUAAUGUGCUACAUACAGUAAAACUUGAAGUUAAUCCAGGGGCCGAAAUCGAUAAUUCAGCUGAUUUUUCACUAAGAUCAUAAACUCAAAACAGGAGGCACUUCUUCUCACAAAGGAUUUACCGACAUAAACAGUGUUGUUUUUAAAUCUCUCUUCAGAAACUCAGGAGUCCUCAUGGUUCCCUGACUCAGUAUUUAUGAAACCCUUCUAUUUUAAACCGAGCCUGUUAAAUUCUUACUUUUGUUUUUCUUAAGUAAAAUGUAUUGUAGCAGAGUUCUGUACAGUAUUUUUCCAUAGAGUAGGUACAGUAACCAUGAUGAAUAAUACGUUGUAUAUUGUAACUAAGAGUUUAUUUUUGUUUUGUUACCUUUUGUGAUUACUGUAAUAAAACAUGUUUAUCCUAA
Messenger RNA from Cheilinus undulatus (humphead wrasse), 2051 nucleotides. RefSeq names its product angiotensinogen (gene agt). The transcript is spliced from 7 exons. The coding region runs from base 211 to 1602 and encodes 463 amino acids. Gene Ontology annotation, molecular function: serine-type endopeptidase inhibitor activity. NCBI's taxonomy places the organism in Eukaryota, Metazoa, Chordata, Actinopteri, Labriformes, Labridae. The record is from RefSeq and is a predicted model, not a curated record. Gene Ontology annotation, biological process: regulation of systemic arterial blood pressure by renin-angiotensin.